Messenger RNA from Octopus bimaculoides (California two-spot octopus), 1926 nucleotides. RefSeq lists its product as uncharacterized. Gene Ontology annotation, cellular component: nucleus. Gene Ontology annotation, biological process: regulation of transcription by RNA polymerase II. The record is from RefSeq and is a predicted model, not a curated record. Lineage: Eukaryota; Metazoa; Mollusca; Cephalopoda; Octopoda; Octopodidae. Gene Ontology annotation, molecular function: DNA-binding transcription factor activity, RNA polymerase II-specific.
UAAUAGUUAUUUAACGAGCCAUAAAAGAAUGCACACUGGGGAAAACUCAUUAGACUGUGAGAUAUGUGGGAAAUCUUUUCCUUAUAACUCUCGCCUUGUUAUCCAUAUGCGUAGUCACACGGGAGAGAAACCAUUCCACUGUGAAAUAUGCGGAAAAUCAUUUGUCGACAAUAGUUAUUUAACGAGUCACGUAAGGAUUCACACUGGAGAAAAACGCUAUCAUUGCGAAGUAUGUGGAAAGUCUUUUAUCAAGAAUUCCAGUCUUGUCACUCACAUACGAAGUCACACUGGAGAAAAGCCUUAUUCUUGUGAUUUAUGUGGCAAAUCAUUUGUCAAUAAUAGUUAUUUGACAAUUCACAAAAGGAAACACAUGGGGGAAAGUUUGUUUCAUUGUGAAACAUGUGGGAAAUCUUUCCCAAAUAACUUGAAAUUUGUUACCCACAUGCGUAUUCACACUGGAGAAAAACCUUACCACUGUGAAAUAUGUGGUAAGUCGUUCAUUAAAAAUUCUCGUCUUGUCAUUCACCAGAGAAUACACACGGGAGAAAAGCCAUAUAAUUGUGAAAUAUGUGGGAAAUCUUUUAUUAAUAAUUCUCGUCUCGUUACUCACAAACGAGUACACACUGGAGAGAAACCCUACCACUGUGACACAUGUGGGAAAUCUUUCUUCUCUAGCAGUAAUUUAAAAAGACACAAAUUACAACACAUUGGUGAAAGGGCCUUCCAUUGUGAAACAUGUGGGAAAUCCUACUUCAAUAAUAGUGAUUUAAAAAGACACAAAAGGGAACAUGGUGGAGAAAAAACAUUCCACUGCGAAAUCUGUGGCAAAUCCUUCUUCGAUAAUUCUAAUCUUAUAGUUCACAUCAGGAGUCACACUGGAGAGAGGCCCUAUCAUUGUGACGUCUGUGAGAAAUCAUUUAUCUGUAAAAGUGACUUGAAUAAACAUAAACGGAGACACACCGGUGAGAAACCUAGUAACUGAGAAAUACAAAAAUCCCUUGUCUUCAUCAUCGGUUAACGUACUCCUUCCUUGCUGGCAUGGGUUGGAUCAGGGGUUUUCAAACUUUUUGACUUGCGGACACCUUUAUAUUUCAGGCUUUACCUUAGGGACCCCCUUAUAAACGCUUAUGAAAUUUAUACAUAAAUAUUUACUUAAAAUAACAUAUAUUUUUACAUUUAUUUAUUUAACAGUAUUUAACAAAUAGGUUUAUUGUCAAUUAAAAGAUUUCGAUUAAAAAACAUAUAUAAAAUCAAAUUGCCCAUAAAAAGUAUUUGCUGCCCAUGGACCCCCUGUCUUGUCUUUGCGGACCACAGUUUGAAAACCCCUGGGUUAACGUACUCCUUCCUUGCUGGCAGACAGAAGCCUGCACCAUGCCCCUGUGUUUGUUUUGGCAUGGUCUUUUACCAAACACUCUGCAAAGCUGAUUGUUUUUUACAUGGCACAAGCACAGGCGAGGUCAGUUUUAGCAUGGUUUCUACAGCUGGCUGCCCUUCCAAAUGCCAACCAGUUCAGUCCCACUGCAUAGUAACUUGGGCAUGUGUCUUCUACUACAGCCUUGGCCCAACCAAAGCCUUGCGAGUGGAUUUGGAAGAUGGAGACUGAAAGAAGCCUCUUAUGUCUGUGUUUGUCCCCAUGUCCACUUGACAACUGGUGUGUGUUGGUGUGUUUACAUCCCUGUAACUUAGCAUUUUGGCAAAAGAAACUGAUAGAAUAAGUACCAGGCUUUAAAAAAACAGUACUGGGAUCAAUUCAAAAACUCUUCAAGGUAGUGCUCCAGCUUGGCCACAAUCUAAUAACUGAAACAAAAGAAAAACAAUAUAUAAACAAGAUAAUCUUUUACAAAUUUUUUCAUCACUGAAAUCAUUAUUUGUAACAAAAUAUUGUUUAAUAAAAUUGUCUCUGUACUUAACUUAGACAAACUUAAA